AUGAUGUUGCCAAAUUGUUCUUACAUUACAGAUGUUUCUACUGAUUUUCAACCAAGUGAAUUUUUACAAGAGAGUUUAAGAUAAUUAAUAGAUGGUGUUCAUAUUUACACUAAUAUAAUGACUGAUUCAAUAUAGCCGCAUGAGAGACAAAAAAUCUAUGAAUUCAUGAUUAAUUGUUAACAAUUAGCAGCAGACUUAGGAGUCAAAUCAAUACAUUUCCAUUGUUGGAACCAUUCAACAGACAUUUUUCUAAAUCAAAAUUAGCAGCAAUAAAGUUAUUUGCAAUCAAGUAAUUUUUCAGAGAUAAUCCAAAGAGUUCUUUAGAAGAAAUUAAAAUUAGCUCUUAAGUAAUUUUAUCAAUUUCUAAAUUAGGGAACUUAAGUUAUUCGUUUUAAUAAUUAAUUUAUCAAAUAUUGUGUUAUAAUUCAGAAAUGACAUUAGAUUCAAAAAAUAAGUCUGCAUACAAUAACAAAAACUUAAAAACUAGUUCUAUUUACAGCACUGA
Paramecium pentaurelia is the source of this 505-nucleotide messenger RNA. The record is from the annotation of a GenBank genome assembly. Lineage: Eukaryota; Ciliophora; Oligohymenophorea; Peniculida; Parameciidae.